Molecule: messenger RNA, 12653 nt
Organism: Oncorhynchus keta (chum salmon)
Lineage: Eukaryota; Metazoa; Chordata; Actinopteri; Salmoniformes; Salmonidae
Product: dedicator of cytokinesis protein 8-like
Exons: 48
Coding region: 119-6394 (2091 amino acids)
Biological process (GO): positive regulation of T cell migration; positive regulation of GTPase activity; small GTPase-mediated signal transduction
Cellular component (GO): cell leading edge
Molecular function (GO): guanyl-nucleotide exchange factor activity
Source: RefSeq, a predicted model, not a curated record
AACGCUGCCACAGCGAAGAUGAGGCUUGUGAUGACAUUUGUGCUCGCAGCGCGGUAGGAGAAGUUACCACUCCGCAGGGAAACUGUAGCUACCACCGCAGAACUGGAGUAAACUGCUCAUGUCGUCUUUGGCGAGCGCGGAGCGACGUGCGUUCGCUCUGAAAAUCAACAGACACUCAUCUGCUGAGAUCAGGAGACACUUCGGUGGGAACUAUGGGUCCCCCCAGGUCUCCAAGCAACAUAGUCGUCACAGCUCCAACGCAUCAGUCUCCACUUGCUCCACCGUGCCCCAGUCAUAUGACGCGGUGGAGCCCUUGGACCUGGAAGAGUUUCUGAUGUCACAGCUACGGAGUGGAGACUCCGCACUCAUGCAGGAGCUUGGAGAUUUCCCCGACGACGACCUGGAAGUAGAACUGUUGGAGAAGGAGUGUCGGACCGUACACCACUCUGUACCGGAGGAGGGGGUGGAGUUGGAUUCCCAUGUCAGGGACUGUGUUCAGAGUUACACCCAACCCUGGCUGAUGGUCAGCAGGAGGUGCCAGGGAGAUAGUUGGAGUGCAUAUUCGGAGCGGGCAUGUCUACACAAAACUCUGCAGAAACAGACAUUUGAGUCUGACGUGCAGCCAGAGAAACCAGAGACACCGGUGAAGUCCCCGUCCCUGGCGGUACUGAGUGAUGACUCCAGCAGGACCCUGACCUCCUCUGACUUUGACCUCCGCUCUGGUCUGACCCCUGACCCCAGAGUGGAGGGGCUGCUGCACUUCAGUAACCAUGACGACCUGGACAGGUUCAACCAGGAAGCCCGGCAGGGGAACCGCCACCCUGAGCUGUUUGCCCUGUACCCACCCGCCGACGAGGAUGAUGCAGUGGAGAUCCGGCCCAUUCCUGACUGUCCCAAAGAGCACAUGGGCGACCGGAUCAUCAUCCGGUGUCAAGCCAUCAAGUUUGAGAUUGAUAUUGAACCACUAUUUGCUACCCUGGCUCUGUACGACCUGAGAGAGAAGAAAAAGAUAUCCGAGAACUUCUACUGUGAUCUGAACUCAGACCAGUUUAAAGGGUUCCUGAAACCCCACACGCCACAGACGGACCACUCCACCCUCUCCCGAGCAGCCAUCUUCUCCAUCACAUACCCCUCCCCAGACAUCUACCUGGUCAUCAAGAUAGAGAAGGUGCUGCAGCAGGGAGAGAUCAGUGACUGUGCGGAACCAUACAUGGUCAUGAAGGAGACGGACUCAGCAAAGAACAAGGAGAAGCUGGAGAAGCUGCGUAAUCAGUCUGAGAUGUUCUGCCAGAGACUUGGUCGCUACCGCAUGCCCUUUGCCUGGGCUACAGUCAACAUCAUGAACGUCAUCAGCACCGCCACACUGGACCGAGACACCACCGACACUGACAGCCUCAACGGUAAAUCCAGCAGUCUGGAAAAGAGAGGUCAGUUGCCCAGGAGGAACUCAGAGAGGUUCGGUACCAUGGAAGACCAGUGUAACAUGUCUGCCUUCAAACCUGCUACCAUCACCAUAAGCACCUUCUGCAAGCAGGAGGGGGACCGUCUGAGUGAUGAGGACUUGUUUAAGUUCCUGGCAGACAUCAAGAAGUUCUCAUCCCUGCAGAGAAGAAUUAAAACCAUACCAGGUACAGUAAGACUGGAUGUGACUCCGGUCCAUGACAACCCAGUGGCCUGUCUGUCUACUGAGCUGAUCCCAGUCAAACCACUGGCUGAGAAGAACGUCCGACCUGUCAAAGAGGUGUUGGAGUUCCCCUCCAGCGAGGUCUAUGUUCCACACAGCACUUACAGGAACCUGCUCUAUGUAUACCCCCAGCGACUCAACUUUGUCAACAGGCUGACUUCAGGAGGAAGGAAUAUCACUAUUAAAAUCCAGUUUAUGAGUGGAGAAGACCCCAGCUGUGUGAUGCCUGUCAUUUUUGGAAAAUCGAAUGGUCCUGAGUUUGUGCAGGAAGUAUACACCCCAGUCACGUACCAUAACAAGUCUCCAGACUUCUAUGAGGAGGUGAAGAUGGUUCUGCCUGCCAGGCUGACUGAGAGACACCACCUGCUGUUCACAUUCUACCACAUCAGCUGUCAACAGAAACAGAACCAGACUGGAGCCAGUGAGACACUCAUAGGUUACUCUUGGCUGCCUAUACUGAGUACUGACAGACUACAGACUGGUCAGUACUGCCUCCCUAUCGCCCUGGACAGAUUGCCUGUCAACUACUCACUGCACUCACCUGAGAGGAUUACCCCUCAGGUUCCUCCAGUCAAGUGGAUGGAAAGUCACAAAGGAGUUUUCAACCUGGAGAUACAGGCUGUGUCCUCAGUACACACACAGGACAACCACUUGGAGCGUUUCUUCACAUUGUGCCAUGCCCUGGAGGGCGGUGUGACGUUCCCUCUCCGGGUUCGGGAAGAGAAGAUUCCAGAGAACAAGCUGGAGCAUGAGCUGAAGCUGAGCAUCAUCUCCCUGUCGUCCUCCAGACUAGAACCUCUGGUCCUCUACCUCCAUCUGGUCUUAGAUAAACUGUUCACCCUCAUCAUGCAGCCCAUGGUCAUCGCUGGACAAACAGCCAACCUGGCCCAGAUAGCGUUUGAGUCAGUGGUGUCAAUCGUCAACAGUCUCCACAACAGCCAGGAGUUGGCCAGGGACCAGCAGGGCAGGAACGGUCUCCUAGCAACAUACCUGUACUGGGUGUUCCGUCUGCCUGACUCCAAUGAGCUCCUUAACACAGGUCCAGGGGGUGUGGUACCUCCCACUGAGGGCCGCUACAGUACUAUGGGGCGGGCCUCGGCCACCACAGUAGGAACCAUGUUACUGCAGUCCCGGCUCCGCAGCAGCAGCAACCCUGAUAUCCCUGCAGAAGACACAGAGGUGAAAAACAUCCUGUCAGCUAAGGGCCAGAACAACCCAGGCAGUCGUAUGUCGACCUAUGUGGAUGUGAGCAGCCACCCUCAGAGCUCUACGGGCGGGACCCGGCCCUCCAACAGAAAACAGUUCCAUGAAGAGUUGGCUCUACAGAUUGUGGUCAGCACAGGAGUCUGCAGAGAGAACGCAUAUAAAUAUGCCUGGUUCUUCUUUGAGCUGUUGGUGAAGAGCAUGGCCCAGCAUGUGUCUCAGCUGGAGAAGCAAGACGUCCCUCGCAGGAGCCGCUUCUCAGACCGCUUCAAAGAUGAUGUCACAACCAUCGUCUCUGUGGUUACUGCUGAGAUAGGGACCAUCCUGGUCAAACAGCAGAAGGAGUUGGAGCAGGCAGAGAAGGUGAACAUCAGCCUGGCCUUCUUCCUGUAUGACCUGCUGUCUCUAAUGGACCGAGGCUUUGUCUUCAUCUUGGUCAAAAACUACUGCAACCAGAUGUCGACAAAGACCGUUUCCAUGCCAACCCUGAUUAGCAUGCGAUUGGAGUUCCUGCGUAUCCUGUGCAGUCACGAGCACUACCUCAACCUCAGCCUUUACUUCAGUAGCCCUGCCUCUGCACCCGUCUCUCCAUGCCCAUCCAUCUCCUCACAGAGCUCCAGUUCCUGUAGUUUCCAGGAGCAGAGGAUCCUGGGGCUGUUUGAGCUGUCCCAGGAGUUUAAACAGCAGCACUACCUCGCUGGUCUACUGCUCACUGAGCUCAGCGCUGCACUGGACAUGGAGUCAGAGGGGGGUAAGGUCCAGAAGAAGGCCAUCAACGCCACCUACAGUCUACUGUGUGCCCAUGACCUGGACCAGCGCUGUACCCGUCCUGAUGUCCGGGCCAAGGUGGCCACUCUCUACCUCCCCCUGGUGGGCAUCAUCAUUGACUCCAUCAACUACCUGGACUUCACAGUGUCCGAGGCUCGCGGAGGGAAGAGUAAGACUGGAGGGGCAGACGAAGACCCCGACAGCAUCCCGCCCAUUAACCAGUCUAUUGCUAUGGCAAUCGCCGGCAAUCCCUUCAACACCUUGGCGAGGAAUGCCCUGGCUUCCAUGGCGUCUGUGCAGUCUGCUAAGGCAGUGGCCACCCUGUCAGCAGAGACCAGUCGUAACCUGCUGCUGUGUUUCCUGUGGGUGAUGAAGAACGCUGAGAGGAGUCUGAUCCAGCGCUGGACUGUAGACAUGCCCUCAGCACAGCUCAACAGACUGCUAGAACUACUCACCAUCUGUGUUUCCUGCUUUGAGUACAGGGGGAAGCGGAGUAGUGAUAAGGUGAGCACGCAGGCCUUACAGAAGUCCCAGCAGGCCAAGAUGCAGCUGGAGGACUCCCUACUGAGGGGCAUCGGAGCCCGGGGGGAAAUGAUGCGACGGGCUGGAGGAAGUGACCGUGCAGGUCAGAGAGUGAACCUGCGCUGGAGAAAAGACCUGACACAGUGGAGGCAGACCAAUGACAAACACGACAAAACCAAAGCAGAGCUGGACCAGGAGGCUCUGAUCAGUGGGAAUCUGGCUACCGAGUCCAACCUCAUAGUCCUGGACCUACUGGAGACCAUAGUACAGGCUGUUCCAUUGGCUGACUGUAAGGAAAGUGUUGUGGGUGGUGUGUUGAGGGUGUUGCUACACUGUCUCACCUGCAACCAGAGUACAACCUUCCUGUCUCACUGCUUCAGCACACUGCGAGCACUCGUCGUCAAGUUUGGUGACCUGUUAUUUGAAGAGGAAGCCGAACAGUGUGCAGACCUGUGUCAGAAGGUGCUCCAGCACUGUAGCAGUCCUGUGGAUGGAAAUAGAAGCCAGGCCUGCGCUACCCUAUACCUCAUCAUGAGAUACAGCUUCAGCUCAGCCAAUAACUUCUCCCGGGUGAAGAUGCAGGUGACUAUGUCUCUAGCCUCUCUGGUGGGGAAGUCCUCGGACUUCCAUGAGGAGUACCUCCGCAGGUCCCUACGCACCAUACUGGCCUAUGCAGAGGAGGACACAGAGAUGCAGAACACACCGCUGCCCUCACAGGUGGAUGAGCUGCUGAGGAACUUAAACAGUAUCCUGUCAGACACGGUGAAGAUGAGAGAGUUCCAGGAAGACCCAGAGAUGCUCAUGGACCUCAUGUACAGGAUAGCGAAGGGUUACCAGACGUCUCCUGACCUGAGGUUGACCUGGCUGCAGAACAUGGCGGAAAAACACAAGAACAGGAAGUGUUUUACCGAGUCGGCCAUGUGUCUGGUCCAUGCUGCAGCCCUGGUGGCUGAAUACCUCAGCAUGCUGGAGGACCACAAAUACCUACCUGUGGGCAGUGUCACCUUUCAGAACAUCUCUCCCAAUGUGCUGGAGGAGUCCGCGGUAUCAGAUGACAUACUGUCCCCAGAUGAGGACGGUGUCUGUUCAGGACAAUACUUCACCACCAGUGGUCUGGUGGGCCUACUGAAGCAGGCUGCGGAACUCUUCAGCAACGGUGGUCUGUAUGAGACAGUGAAUGAAGUGUAUAAGAUCAUAAUGCCUGUUCUGGAGGCUCACAGAGAUUUCCGGGAGCUGGUCUCUACUCACGAGAAACUCCAGAGAGCCUUCGACAACAUCAUUCAGAAGGGCCAUAAGAGGAUGUUUGGGACGUAUUUCCGGGUGGGUUUUUAUGGGGCCAAGUUUGGAGACCUGGACGAACAGGAGUUUGUUUACAAGGAGCCAGGGAUCACCCACCUGCCAGAGAUAUCCCACAGACUGGAGAACUUCUACAGUCAGUGUUUUGGCGAUGCCCUGGAGAUGAUCAAAGACUCCAAAGACAUAGACAGAAGCAAACUGGAUGCUAACAAGGCCUACAUACAGAUCACCUACGUGGAGCCCUUCUUUGAUGACUAUGAGAUGAAAGACCGCCUGACCAACUUUGAGAAGAACUUCAACUUGCGUCGCUUCAUGUACACCACGCCCUUCACAAAGGCCGGGCGGCCGCGUGGUGAGCUCAACGAGCAGUACAAGAGAAAGACCAUCCUCACCACCAUGCACACCUUCCCCUACAUCAAGACACGCAUCAACGUCAUCCAGAAAGAAGAGUUUGACCUGACUCCCAUUGAGGUGGCCAUCGAGGACAUGCAGAAGAAGACCAGGGAGUUAGCAGUAGCCACACACAGGGAGCGUCCCGAUGCUAAGAUGCUCCAGAUGCUUCUACAGGGCUCUGUGGGAGCCACCGUCAACCAGGGACCGUUGGAGGUGGCCCAGGUCUUUCUGAAUGAGAUCCCAGCAGACCCCAAGCUCUUCCGCCACCACAACAAACUGCGCCUGUGUUUCAAAGAGUUCAUCAUGAGGUGUGGUGAGGCUGUGGAGAAGAACAAGCACCUGAUCACGUUAGACCAGAAGGAGUACCAACAGGAGUUGAAGAAGAACUACAACCGUCUGAGAGAGAACCUGCGGCCCAUGCUGGAGAGGAAGAUACCCGAGCUCUACAAACCCAUUAAACCACGCCUGGGGAACAGGGAUUCCGUCAAACGGCUCAGUUUCCGCAGAGCACUGGAGGAAAACUCCUGAGACGGCCAGACAGACUUCUCUAUCUGAGGGAAUGCUCCAGAGGCCAGAGAAAAAAAGGAUGCUGUAAAAGUAGAAAAGGCGGCAAAGGGAAGAGGGAGAGCAGAAGGGAGCUAGCAGUCCUCAUUCACCAUGGAAGAGCAGUACUGUACACAUGAUUACACGGAGGACGGAGGACAAUAAUAUCUGAAUCAAUAACACAACAUUGCUAGUUCUCUUGAGUUCUAUGAUUACUGCUAGUCCUAACGAUGCUGCAAACUACUGUGGGUUUGAGAAAGACGAGUACAAGUUCCACAUUUAAGGGAUACUUCAGGAUGUUGGCAAUGAAGCCCUUUAUCUACUUCCCCAGAGUCAAAUGAACUUGUGGACACCAUUUUUAUGCCUCUGUGUGCAGCUUGAAGGAAGUUGCUAACUAGCGUUAGUUCAACUGCCAACUAGCGUUAGCGCAAUGACUGGAUGUUUUUGGUAACUGUUGGCAUGCUAGUAGAUGGGUCAAAGACGUAUAAGGUUUUCAAAAAACAAAACAGCAAUUACAAUUCCCUAAAAGGCUUUUUUAAAUGUUAGUUGGAGUGUCACCUAUGCUCAUAUUAGUUAUAUUCAAGAAUAAAGCCAAUAAUUCAUUUUUAUUGUGAUUUCAAAUAAAUGUACCUUACUGUUUUUUAUUUGAUACAUUUUUUUUGCCCAUUUUUCAUAAUCACAAGGUUAAAUAUCCAUGCUUAGACUGGCAGAAAUAGAACUACCCCGAAAAAAAAACAAACAUUUUAUUUUGAAUACCACAUAUGUGAUGUGCCACGGCUACAACUCAAAAUAUGUUGCAGGUUUUUUACAAAAACCUCCUGCCUUACACUGAAAAAAAUGCAAAAAUCUAUGAAAACAUCUUUCAUUCAUGCUUUGAGAUUUGUUUGUCUCUGAGUCAACAAAAAAAAGUUAUUGUAUUUUAAUAUAAAAUACUGGUGUUAUACUCUAUGAAAAAUAUUUUGUUACCCUGAAUGACACAGAAUAGGAUUCGCAUCCAUUAAAUGUUAUUAUUAGUCUAUUAAUAGUAGGCUAUACUAUGAUAAAACUGAAUCAAAAUGUAAAAGUUAAAUCAACUCCCUCUCCCUUUCUCUCUCAAACAUGGUUUGUUACUAUUUCGUUGCUAAUGUUAAUAAUAAUAAUUUUACUAUAAUUUGAGAAUGUGGCAACACUUUACGUUGCAUUAAGUUGCAUUAUUGCAUGAUAGUUAAUGUUGUAAUUAUGCAUUGUUACACUCUAACUGGUAAAUGUAUAUUCAAUGCAGGUACACAAAUGCAAUUUCAAGAUGCCUACACAAAAUAGCUACAUAAAAUGCUCAUCAACCUACUUCAAUUCAAACUUGUAGAGUCUAGAUAUUUCGUAAAGUGUCCCAUACGCGAAGCAGCUAUUAAUGAUUAUAAUUCAUAAUCCAUUUGGAAUCCAUAAUUAUGUGUGCGUGUGCAUAAUAUUAUAUUAACCAAUAUAAUCCAUCAGUUAUACCUUAACUGCAGUGCAAUAAAACAUAACUACAGUGUAAUAAUGUAACUUAAUGUUAAGCGUUAUCCACCCAGCUUUAUAUCCUAUUAUAUCCUAUUUUGUUGCUGACAGUAGCAUGAAAACAAUACCUUUUGUAUUUGCAUUUAUUAUGGUUCCCCAUUAGCUGCUGAGAAACAGCAGCUACUCUUCCUGGUGUCCAACAAAAUUAAGGCAGAUUAUACCAUUUUAAAAACAUUACAAUACAUUCACAGAUUUCACAACACACUGUGUGCCCUCAGGCCCCUACUCCACAACUACCACAUACCUACAGUAGUAAAUCCAUGUGUAUGUAUAGUGCGUAUGUUAUCGUAUGCAUGUGUCUGUGCCAAUAUUUGUUGUUUCACAGUCUCCGCUGUUCCACAAGGUGUUUUUCUAUCUAAUUUUACUGCUUGCGUCAGUUACUUGAUGCAGAAUAGAGUUCCAUGUAGUCAUGGCUCUAUGUAGUACUGUGUGCCUCCCAUAGUCUGUUAUGGACUUGGGGACUGUGAAGAGAUCUCUUGUGCGGUAUGCAUGGGUGCAAGCUGUGUGCCAGUAGUUUAGACAGACAGCUCGGUGCAUUCAACAUGUCAAUACCUCUCCUAAAUAAAAGUAGUGAUGAAGUCAAUCUCUCCUCCACUUUGAGCCAUGAGAGAUUGACAUGCAUAUGAUUAAUAUUAGCUCUCUGUGUACAUCCAAGAGCCAGCUGUGCUGCCCUGUUCUUUUCAUUACAUUUUUUUGUGGCACCUGACCACACGACUGAACAGUAGUCAAGGCGUGACAAAACUAGGUCCUGUCGGACCUGCCUUGUUGAUAGUGUUGUUAAGAAGGCAGAGCAGUGCUUUAUUAUAUACAGACUUCUCCCCAUCUAGCUACUACUGCAUCAAUAUGUUUUGACCAUGACAGUUUACAAUCUAGUGUUACUCCAAGCACUUUUGUCAUCUCAACUUGCUCAAUUUCCAAAUGAUUUAUUACAAGAUUUAAUUGAGGUUUAGGGUUUAGUGAGUUUUGUUCCAGAUACAAUGCUAUAAAUAUUUAGGGCUAACUUAUUCCUUGCCAACCACUCUGAAACUAACUGCAGCUCUUUGAGUGUUGCAGUCAUUUCAGUCACUGUAGUAGCUGAUGUGUAUAGUGUUGAGUCAUCCGCAUACAUAGACACUCUGGCUUUACUCAGGGUCAGUGGUAUGUCAUUACUAAAAAUGGAAAAAAGCAAGGGGCCUAAACAGCUACUCUGUGGAAUUCCUCAUUCUACCUGGAUUAUGUUGGAGAGGCUUCCAUUAAAGAAUACCCUCUGUGUUCUGUUGGACAAGUAACUCUUUAUCCACAUUAUAGCAGUGGGUGUAAAGCCAUAACACGUACAUUUUUCCAGCAGCAGACUAUCAAUAAUGUCAAAAGCUGCACUGAAGUCCAACAAGACACAUUCAUUUUAUCAUCAAUUUCUCUCAGCCAAUCAUCAGUCAUUUGUGUAAGUGCUGUGCUUGUUGAGUGUCCUUCCCUGUUGGCAUACUGAAAUUCUGUUGUCAAUUUCUUUACUUUUUGACAUUGAUGAAGCGCAGAAUUCCGGACAAAAGUUAUUCAAGUUAAAUAUUUUUUAGAUACAGUAUGUCGCCCAUCAUUCUAUAUAUUGUUGCAAACACUAACACAAUUAUGCCAUGGGUGUUCAUUUACAUUUUUAUGAUGAAUUUCUACAUUUUAAAAACACUUUUGUCAUUCGAAUUUUAACCUGGACAGUUACACUGAAGGAUAUUUUGUAAUUUUAGAGCUCAUUAACUCCCUUAAUUUAAUAGUUUGCAACACAACUAUUUCUGGGUCAAAAGAAGGGUAAGAGUUGUGUUAUUUAAUAUUAUAUAUGUAUUUUUAUGUUAAAUUAAUGGCCUUUGGACACAAAAUGUACAUGUCUCGUCAUUGACCCAGAUACCAGUAAUUGCGGUAACGCUAGUUAGAAUUGGCUCGCAAAACUACCUCCAGCUUCCUUCAUACUGGAUGCAAAGACAUAAAAAUGGUGGUAUCCAUGAGUUCAUCUGACUGAGGAAGUAGAUAAAGGGCUUCAUUGUCAAAAUCCCAAAGUAUCCCUUUAAGGUCCUUGCAGGUCCAGGGAAGUGUGUGUGUGUGUGUGUGUGUGUGUGUGUGUGUGUGUGUGUGUGUGUGUGUGUGUGUGUGUGUGUGUGUGUGUGUGUGUGUGUGUGUGUGUGUGUGUGUGUGUGUGUGUGUGUGUGUGUGUGUGUGUGUGUGUGUGUGUGUGUGUGUUCAGUUAUUCUUGUGGGGACCAGAAAUCCCUGCAAGAAUAGUAAACAAAAAUUUGACCAACUGGGGACCUUUUAUUAGUCCCCACAAGGUCAAAUUUCUAGGGGGUUUAGGGUUAAGGUUAUAAUUAGUGUUAGAACUAUGUUAAGGGUUAGGAGCUAGGGUUAGGGGUUAAGGUUAGGUUUUGUGGUUAAGGUGAUGGCAAGAGUACGUAUUAGGUUUAGGGGUUAGGGAAAAUAUGAUUUUGAAUGGGAUAGAAUUGUGUGUCCCCACAUGGUUAGCUGUGCAAGACUCUGUGUUUACUUUUUGUCAUUGUCCUGAUAAAUCACUCUGUUCUGACUCGUGACUGAUGAUAAAUCACUGUUCUCCAAUUUAUGAUCAAUAACUGAUGAUAAUUUACUCUGUUCUCUGCAAAGGGGAAUCUGUACUUGCACUCGUAUGUGUACAACCCUACAGACUCUCACACUGUAAACAUGUAUUUCCUCAGUUAACUCGUGAUGCUAUAUUUGUUAUAUAUGUUUGUUAGACGUAAUUGGCUGUGUAGAUACUCAUGGAGAUUAAUUUAUUAUGAGUUCACAAAUUAGUCAUGGUACAUACAGUGCCUUCAGAAUGUAGUCAUACCCUUUAACUUAUUCCACAUUUUGUUGUUGCAGCCUGAAUUCAAAAUUGAUUCAAUAUUUUUUUUCCCUCACCCAUCUACACACAAUAUCCUAUAAUGACAAAGUGAAAACAUGUUUUCAGACAUUUUUGCAAAUUUAUAUGGAUAUUAAAUACAGAAUUUUACAGAACACUUCCCUGGGCCUUCAAUGACCUUAAAGGGAUACUUUGGGAUUUUGGCAAUGAAGCCCUUUAUCUACUUACAUAGGUAUUCACACCCCUGAGUCAAUACUUUGCAGAAGCACCUUUGGCAGUGAUUACAGCUGUGUCUUUCUGGGUCUCUACAAGCUUUACACACCUGGAUGGUGCAACAUUUUCCCAUUAUUCCUUUCAAAAUUCUUCAAGCUCUGUCAAAUUAGUUGUUGAUCAUUGGUAGACAACCAUUUUCAAGACAAGUAGAUUUAAGUCACUGGAACUCUGCGACUUAGGAACAUGCACUGUCUUCUUGGUAAGCAACUCCAGUGUAGAUUAGGCCUUGUGUUUUAGGUUAUUGUCCUGCUGAAAGGUGAAUUCAUCCUCCAGUGUCUGGUGGAAAGCAGACUGAACCAGGUUUUCUAGGAUUUCGCCUGAAAACUCCUCAGUCCUUAACGAUUACAAGCAUACCCAUAACUUGAUACAGCCACCACUAUACUUGAAAAAAUGGAGAUUGGUACUCCGUAAUGUGUUGUAUUGGAUUUGCCCCAAACAUAACACUUUGUUUUGGAAUAUUUUUAUUCUUAGGCUUCAUUCUUUUUACUCUGUCAAUUAGGUUAGUAUUGUGGAGUAACUAAAAUGUUGUUGAUCCAUCCUCAGUUGUUUCCUGUCACAGCCAUUAAACUCUGUAACUGUUUUAAAAUGACCAUUGGCCUCAUGAUGAAAUCUCUGAGCGGUUUUCUUUUCUCUCCGGCAACUGAGUUAGGAAGAACACCUGUAUCUUUGUAGUGACUGGGUGUAUUCAUACACCAUUGAUAGUGUAAUUAAUAACUUCACCAUGCUCAAAGGGAUAUUCUAUCUUUAUUUUUUCAUUUUAUUUACCCAUCUACCAAUAGCUACCCUUGUUUGCAAAGCAUUGUAAAAUCUCCCUGGUCUUAUGGUUGAAUCUGUGUUUGAAAUUCACUGUUUGACUGAGCAACCUUUACAGAUAAUUGAAUGUGUGGGGUACAGCAAUGAGGUAGUCAUUAAAAAAUCCUGUUAAACCCUGUUAGUCCAUGCAACUUAUUAUGAAUUCAUAUAGGCUUGCCAUAACAAAGCGGUUGAAUACUUGAGACAUUUCAGCUUUUCAUUUGAAUUCAUUUGUAAAAAUGUCCCAAAACAUAAUUCCAUUUUGACAUUAUGGUGUAUUGUGUGUGUGUGGAGGGGGGCAGUGAUUUUUUUUCUUCUGUUCUCUAAAUAAUCCUUUUUACUUUCGGGCUAUAACAAAAACAAAUUGGAAAAAGUCAAGGGUGAGCAUACUUUCUGAAGGCACUGUAUAACUUAACUAAGGCCACCAACCAAACCCAAGUGGCAUAUCUGGAUUUGCACAGAGAGAAAUAAUAGAUGAAUGUUUACAGUUAUGAUAUAUUUUGUAAUUUUCCUAAUGAAAAUAUAUAUUUGAGAUAAUAUACAGUAUCAGUUUAGUUGCCAAUAACAAUAUUGAAACAAUUGUGGUUACUAUGACUGAAUGUGACAAAGUCAAGGCACAUAUCAAUACAGUUAAAAUACUUAUGAAAAAAAAACGAUGUAUUAGGAUGCCAACGUACAAUAUAUUUACUGUAUGAACACGAUAGGUUUUCAAGUAUGCCCAGGCUCUUAGUCUUGUCUGUUUGUUGACGUCAUGUUGUAGAACCUCAUGCAUUCCAAUAAAGAAAUCCUUUGUAAUACUACUAGGAAAACUCAA